AAAUUUUAGUUUCGUUUUCAUAAUAUUUUACCCAUCAUCGGUGCCAUCUCCGACUAUUACCGUCGAAUCCCAGAAUAUCCCCUAAAAUUUUCAUGAAGUAUUUUCUUCAAAACGAAAUUAAGGGCUUCUAUUAGAAAGUUCUUUUUUGCUCAGAAAAUGUAUACUAUUCGAUAGUCGCCAAUUUUCUUGUCAAAAAUCCGUUGAACCGUCAGUAACUAAAUCCAUCUUUAAUUUUUUUUUCAUCAUCCCAAUGAUUUUUAUUUAUAUUUAACAACUGCUUUGAAAUGAAAUGCUAUUCAGCUCGAUAUUGCACGGCAAUUUUGCUUUCCCUUGGUCUUGCAAUAGUAUAUGGACUCAAAGUGAAUUACCAUGUAGCAGUAGUGGCUAUGGUGAACCAUACUGCUUUAGCAAUACUAGAUGGAAAAAACGUUACUGAAGAAGAAAGCGGCGAAGAUGGCCCAUUUGAAUGGAGUCAUUUCAUUCAAGGAAUCCAACUCAGCGCUUAUUUCUGGGGUUACAUGAUAUCAGAAAUACCAGGAGGAAGAGUUGCUGAAGUCUACAGUGCCAAAUGGACUAUGUUCGUAGCAGUUGGCGUCAACGUAGUUUUCACUUUGCUAGUCCCUUUGCUGUCUUCAAUAUCUGCCUAUGCUAUUGUCGUAAUGCGAGUAAUGGUAGGCUUGGCUGGUGGAAUAUCUUUUCCUGGGACUCACGUACUCUUAGCUCGGUGGUCGCCUCCCAAAGAGAGGAGUCUAAUGAGUUCAAUCGCUUAUUGCGGUACUGCCGCAGGCACUGUUAUUUUCACCUUGAUAAGCGGGCCUAUAGCUAAUGGACUGGGGUGGCAAUUUAUUUUUUAUAUUGAAGGGGGAAUAAGUGCCUUGUGGCUCAUAGUAUGGUCUAUUUUGGGAGCAGAUUUUCCUGAAAAACAGAGAUUUAUGUCCGCUGAAGAGAAGGAAUUUAUGGUUAAUGCAUUCAAAGAGGAAGGAGGUGGAGGAGAGCAUGGAACUUUGAAAGUGCCAUGGAAAGCUGUAUUCAGUUCAGCUCCUUUCUGGGCAAUCAUUAUUGCGCAUCUCUGUUCAAAUUGGGGAUGGUACAUGGUUCUGACAGAACUGCCAACUUACAUGAAGAAUGUACUAAAUUUCAAGAUCAAGGAGAAUGCAUUGCUCAGUGCCUUACCUUAUUUUUGCAUGUUCAUUUUCAGCUUAACCCUUGGAAAAUGUAUCGAUAUUUUGAGAAGCAAAGAACUCAUUUCAACGACAGUUGGUAGGAAAAUAGCGACAGGUAUAGCAAGCAUUGUUCCUGGAUUUUGUUUCGCUGCCCUUUGCUUUAUAACGGAACCCAUCGUAGCUGUUAUAUUGAUGACAGUAUCAAUAACAGGUAUUGGUGGCAUGUACUGUGGUUUUCUAUCAAACCACAUUGACUUAUCGCCAAAUUUUGCUGGAACUCUGAUGGCGAUAACCAAUACGAUAGCUUCUAUUCCAGGAAUACUGGUCCCUUUAUUUGUUGGAUGGCUGUGCGAGGAAGAUUCGAGUAUUUCUUCAUGGAGGAUUGUAUUUUAUGUGACCAUUGUCCUGUACAUAAUAGAAGUUAUUGUUUAUUUGAUAUUGGGUUCUGGUGAUGAACAACCCUGGAAUAGAGCAGCAUAAUAAAAAAUUUUUAAUCCAAUAAAAAUAUUAUUAAACUA
This is a messenger RNA of Harmonia axyridis, 1681 nucleotides long. RefSeq names its product putative inorganic phosphate cotransporter (gene MFS3). The coding region runs from base 285 to 1643 and encodes 452 amino acids. The record is from RefSeq and is a predicted model, not a curated record. Gene Ontology annotation, molecular function: transmembrane transporter activity. NCBI's taxonomy places the organism in Eukaryota, Metazoa, Arthropoda, Insecta, Coleoptera, Coccinellidae. Gene Ontology annotation, biological process: monoatomic anion transport; transmembrane transport. The transcript has 7 exons.